Messenger RNA from Nelumbo nucifera (sacred lotus), 3826 nucleotides. The record is from RefSeq and is a predicted model, not a curated record. Lineage: Eukaryota; Viridiplantae; Streptophyta; Magnoliopsida; Proteales; Nelumbonaceae.
UUUAUGAAAAAAUUCAGGGGAGGUUUAAGUCAUCAAUGAAGAUUCAUCAACCCAUGCACUGUAUAGUUGAGUAUCACUGUGGUCAGUCCCGUCUUUCGCCAACUCCUUAUUCGUUAAAAUUCCAAGCUUUUGAAUUGAACGCUCCGCAGCGCAGCACUCGACUCUUUUGGUCUUGUCUUGGUUACUCGAAUUGGAUUUUAAAAUGCAGAUGCGUUGCCAUGCGAUUCUCAACAAUGCUGCUUUCAACUUGCAACUCCUGCUCCCGCCCGGCCAAAACCGUAGAGCAGAAGGCCAUGUCUUUUCUCCAACACUGUAACAAACUCCACCAUCUCUACCAACUUCAUGCUUUCAUCAUCAAAACCUCUCUGGAUUGUAACAAGUUCAUCAUCGCCAAGUUCUUGCGUCGGUUCUUUUCGUCUUCUUCCACCUCCUCUGAAGCCUUACCUUACACCCGUUUGCUUUUUGACAGUAUCCCUUACCCUGAUACCUUCAUUUGGAAUACCAUGAUCCGAGCUUACUUAGAUGCCCACAACCCCAGGGAAUCCAUCUCCCUUUUCUUCCAAAUGCAACUUCAACUGCGCAUACCAGUAGACAGUUUCAGCCUUUCUCUUGUUGUCCAGGCAUGUGGUAGAUCCCAUGAUACUUGGAAUGGUUUCAGGGUCCAUACCCAAAUUCUGAAACUUGGCUUCUCUUCUGAUUUGUUUGUUCAAACGGCUCUUAUCGAAAUGUAUUCGAAAUUUGGUGAUAUGGUUAUUGCACGGAAGAUAUUGGAUGAAAUGAACGAACCAGAUUUAGUUUCUUAUAAUGUUCUGUUGUCAGAGUAUGUGAAGGCUGGGGAAAUUGAAUUAGCACGUCAUUUGUUUGAUAAUAUGCCGAAUAAAGACUUGGUUUCUUGGAAUACCAUGAUUCAUGGGUAUGCAGCACAUGGUAGUGUGGCAUCGGCAAGAAAGUUGUUCGAUGCAUGUAUCCAACGGGAUUUGGUUUCUUGGAGCUCAAUGAUUUCGGCCUAUGCUAAAAGCAGGCAAUCCAACGAGGCAUUGAGGCUAUUUCACGACAUGCAACUGGCAAAGGUGAUGCCUGAUGGAAUCACCAUGGUUAGUGUCUUGUCUGCCUGUGGUGACAUAGGAGCCUUGGGCAUGGGCAAGAUGGUUCAUGAGUACAUAGAGAGAAGUGGUAUUAAGAUUGACGUCAAACUUGGAACUUCUUUAGUGGACAUGUAUGCAAAGUGUGGGGACAUUGACAACUCACUCGUAGUCUUUAGUAAGAUGGAUGUUAAGGAUGUCCUCACUUGGAGUUCCAUGAUCAUGGGACUUGCGAACCAUGGGCUUGGAGAGGUUGCAUUGGAUUAUUUCUUGAAGAUGACAGAGGAAGGAAUUAAUCCAAAUGACAUUACAUUUGUUGGUGUGUUAACUGCAUGCAGUCAUGUUGGGCUCAUCAGCAAGGGAUGGGCAUUCUUCACAUCCAUGAAUGAUGUUUACGGUGUCACUCCAAAGCUUGAACACUAUGGAUGCAUGGUUGAUAUUUUGGGUAGGGCAGGGCAUCUUCAAGAUGCGAGGGAGCUCAUUAAGAGCAUGCCCUUUGCACCAGACGCCAUUGUUUGGAGGACUCUACUCAGUGCUUGUAGGGUCCACAAAAAUGUGGAACUAGCGGAAGAAGCUAUACUUAAUCUUAUGGAAUUGGAACCUGAUGAUGAUGGGAACUAUGUUCUCCUAUCAAAUAUAUAUGCCCAAGCCAAGAUGUGGAGCAAUGUGGUGAAUGUCAGGAGGAUGAUGAGAAGCAGGAGUAUCAUUAAGGUUCCAGGGAGUAGUUCGAUUGAAGUCGACAAUACAGUUCAUGAAUUCAUUGCAGGCGACAAAUCACACCCUAAGUCAAAGGAGAUUUAUGAAAUGUUGGCUGAGAUGCAUGAUCGAUUAGUUCACGUUGGAUACAAACCGUUGACAUCAACAGUUUUACAAGAUUUGAAUGACCAAGCAAAAGAGGAGGUAUUAUCUCAUCAUAGUGAGAAGCUAGCAAUUGCUUUUGGGCUUCUCAACACUGUUCCAGGGUCCCCUAUUCGUAUUGUAAAGAACCUACGAGUAUGUGAGGAUUGCCAUCUUGCAAUUAAGCUUGCCUCUGCAAUCUAUGACCGAAAGAUAAUUGUUAGGGACAGAAACCGAUUUCACCAUUUUGUUGAAGGUUCAUGCUCUUGUGGUGACUUUUGGUGAAAGAAUUACUAGGAUUCACUCAUUCAGUGAUUGGAGACAAGGGUCUAUGCCUUGCUCAGCAACAUCAUCUGAUGGUGGUUGGUUAGUGAAGAUAAAGACGGGUACUAGUUAUUGCUUCUAUACAGCACCAAAUUGUUAUUUCUUACAACCUAAAAGGAGAAUAUGCCAAGUACAUAGAACCUAUCUUUCCACAAGAUACAUUUCAUCAGUCAAAGCAGGCACCUUCAAGCCCUCGUGUCAUCUUGAAUGUGGUUCUGUGUCAGACUCAAACAUCAGAAUUUCUACUUUUUAAGAUAGUUUUCAAUCAAAUCAAAGAAGACCAAAUGCAAAAGGGAGAACAACCAUCAUGAUUGAUGGUGCAUAAUCCUUUUUUCUUCAAUUGCUUCAUGAUUGAGAAGUUGCAUCGUAAUUUCAUAUUACACUGAGUUAGCAAUGGUGGCUGCAGAACUGGGUCAUGUGGAAAUGAGGAAGGAGAUAGAAUCUAUAUAUGAAGAGCUUUUGGUACCUUGUAUUUUAAGUACUGAAAACCACGGGUGGUAGUUACUUGAUUUCAUGGUGUUUUUUAUUGAUGGUUAUGCAAAAUACAUGGAUUGAGCUCAUAGAAAUAUUCUUCAAUAAAGUGACAGUAUUGGAUUACCUCAUUUUGGAUUGUUUUGAUUAAUGGGAUUGGAAUGUAAGAAAGCAAUCUUCUGAAGUGUAUGCCACAGAGAAAUUUGAUCCCCUGAAAUGGUAUGGUUGACCAGGAGUGUGCAUCUACUGCUAACAUGGUCAAAGCAAAACCUUGUGACCCAACCAAAAAAAGAAACUUUAGUACCUUUGUGUUUUGAAAUUUGAGCAGAUUUGAGCUCAUUGAUAAGGACAUGAAAUAUGGGGGUCUAAAAACUCCAAUUGGUUGAUAAGUACAAGACAGAAAUAUUGUCAUGUUGAAUUUAAGGAUCUCAAGGUUUGAACAGGGUGCUUGUGAGGCCACUGGCCAUGCCACGGAGAGCCUGCAGUUCUACUGCUUUGGUCCUGCGCCUUUUUCUGGAAGGACACCAAGUGAACAUCUCAACUACUGGGUCUCUAGGCAUAAUGCCUGCUUCUCAUGUGCCCCAUUUGGAUGAUGUAGAUAGAGGGAAUGGUUACUUCCUCGUCUCUUCUGAUGCAAGUGUUUCCUUUAUCCACAAACAUCUAACAUUUUCAGAUAUUUGAAUUCUGCUUCUGUCAGGCAGUGCAUGAUGCUAUCUCUACAAGGAGAACACCUUUGUAGUGGAGACAUUUAAGACUCUUGAUUUUUGUGUAUUAAAGGGAAAAUGCACCUUAUAUGUGGGUUCACUUCAUUGCUUGAACUCCAAGGGAUGUGUACAUGGUGAGAUUAUAAUGGAGAUCCAUGUAACUUGAACUCCAGUAAGCGGGUUUGGAGCUGGUGCUUUGGUGGCAAAGUGUUCAUCAGAGUUAGAGUAUCUUUCACAGGUCCAAUGUUUUAGUUGCCUCAAUCUAUAUUGGAGUCUGGGACUAUUGUCGUCACGUGUCUUGCAUUUGAUGUAUGUAACUGAAAUUCUCCAAUUUAUUUUGUUGUAUUAUUUGAUAAACUGGUAUUUUAAUGCAGCAUUAAUGCUGAGGAAUGUAUUUUGAUUCGAAUA